AUGAACACAGGGGAGAAAUCUGAUAAAUGCUUGGAGCAUGGAACAAGCUUCGGUUUGAAAGGAGACCUUCCUGGCCAUCAACGAUCCCACACUGGGGAGAAACCAUACAAAUGCUUGCAGUGUGCAAAGAGUUUUACUCGGCGUUCACAGGUUGCUAUCCAUCAACGUAUCCACACUGGGGAGAAACCAUACAAAUGCUUGCAGUGUGCAAAGACCUUUACUUGGAGGCCAAACCUUAUUAUCCAUCAACGUAUCCACACUGGAGAGAAACCAUACAAAUGUUUGCAGUGUGGAAAGAGCUUUGUUGAGAAUUCACAGCGUACCAGACAUCUACGUAUCCACAGUGGGGAGAAACCAUAUAAAUGCUUAGAGUGUGGAAAGAACUUUGCUGUGGGUUCACAGCUUACUAACCAUCAACGUAUCCAUACUGAGGAGAAACCACAUAAAUGCUUGCAGUGUGGAAAGAGCUUUGCUCAUAGUUCAAAGCUUUCUAGACAUCAACGUACCCAUAGUGGUGAGAAGCCAUAUAAAUGCUUAGAUUGCGGAAAGAACUUUGGUGAGUCUUCACAUCUUUCUAGACAUCAACGUAUCCACAGUGGAGAGAAACCAUAUACAUGCUUAGAGUGUGGAAAGAACUUUGCUCAGUAUUCACAGCUUUCUAUACAUCAACGUAUCCACACAGGGGAGAAACCAUAUAAAUGCUUGGUAUGUGAAAAGAGCUUUGCUCAGUUUUCAACCCUUACAGCCCAUCAACAUAUCCAUACUGGGGAGAAACCAUAUAAAUGUGUUGAUUGUGAAAAAUGCUUUGCUCAGUGUUCAAAGCUCAGGGCCCAUCAACGUAUCCAUGCUGGGCAGAAACCAUAUAAAUGCAUGGAGUGCGGGAAGGGCUUUUCCUGGAGAACAGAGCUUAGGCUCCAUCAACGUAUCCACACUGGGGAGAAGCCAUAUAAAUGUUUGGAUUGUGAAAAGAGCUUUACUUGGAAUGCAAGUCUUAAGGCCCAUCAACGUAUCCACACUGGGGAGAAACCAUAUAAAUGUGUUGAUUGUGAAAAGAGCUUUGCUCAGAAUUCACAGCUUACUGCCCAUCGACGUAUUCACACUGGGGAGAAACCAUACAAAUGCUUGCAGUGUGCAAAGAGCUUUGCUCAUAGUUCAGCCCUUAGGGCCCAUCAUAUGAUCCACACUGGUGAGAAACCAUUUGAAUGCCUGGAAUGUGGAAAGAGCUUUGCUCGAUGUGACAGCCUAACUGCUCAUCAACGAAUCCACACUGGAGAGAAACCAUAUAAAUGCUUGGAGUGUGGAAAGAGCUUUUCUUCAAGAACAGAGCUUAGGAAACAUCAUCGUAUCCACACUGGGGAAAAACCAUAUAAAUGCUCAGAUUGUGAAAAGAGCUUUGCUCGGAGUGAUGAUUUUAGGGCCCAUCAACGUAUCCACACUGGGGAGAAACCAUGCAAAUGCUUGCAGUGUGGAAAGAGCUUUGCUAAGUUUUCAACACUUAGGGUCCAUCAACGUAUCCACACUGGUGAGAAAUCAUAUAAAUGCUUACAGUGUGGCAAGACCUUUGCUCGGAGUGACAACCUAGCUUCACAUCAACGAAUCCACACUGGGGAGAAACCAUAUAAAUGCUUGGAGUGUGGAAAGAUCUUUGCUCGGAGGAACAGCUUAUCUGCUCAUCAACGAAUCCACACUGGGGAGAAACCAUAUAAAUGCUCUACUUGUGAAAAGAGCUUUACUCAGAGGUCAACGCUUAUGGCCCAUCAACGUAUCCACACUGGAGAGAAACCACAUAAAUGCUCAGAUUGUGGAAAGAGCUUUGCUCAGAGUUCACACCUUAUUGCUCAUAGACGAAUACACACAGUGGAGAAACCAUAG
This is a messenger RNA of Euleptes europaea (tarantolino), 1872 nucleotides long. RefSeq names its product zinc finger protein 845-like. The record is from RefSeq and is a predicted model, not a curated record. Gene Ontology annotation, biological process: regulation of transcription by RNA polymerase II. The transcript has a single exon. Gene Ontology annotation, cellular component: nucleus. Gene Ontology annotation, molecular function: DNA-binding transcription factor activity, RNA polymerase II-specific; RNA polymerase II transcription regulatory region sequence-specific DNA binding. Lineage: Eukaryota; Metazoa; Chordata; Lepidosauria; Squamata; Sphaerodactylidae. Bases 1 to 1872 code for a protein of 623 amino acids.